Molecule: messenger RNA, 2364 nt
Organism: Colletotrichum truncatum
Lineage: Eukaryota; Fungi; Ascomycota; Sordariomycetes; Glomerellales; Glomerellaceae
Source: RefSeq, a predicted model, not a curated record
AUGCCAAAGCUGAUUCCCGCCCGCUUCUACAAUACUGUAAUCGCAGCUUAUCAAUAUAUUUCCAGUGCUACAGGCGAACCUAUCAAAAUGACCUCGGCCAACAUUGCUGUGCCCUCAUUUGGCCGUACUGUCAUUGAGUCCGACAGAAAGGACGGCUACUGGGUGGAAACAUUCAAGUUUGGCAAGGGUGAAGUCCCUGGUCUCAUCGCAUCCGGGUUAUCAUCUGGAGAGGUUGAGUUCCUUGAUAAUCCUAUUGCCGCUGCUAAGCAUGCUGCGCAAGAGGAUGGUGGCACAUUCGACCCAUCGACAGUGAAUGUCUCUGGCCACUGGAAGAGACAUCUCAUUGCAAAAUUUGACAGUCCCGUCGCUGUCGUUGCUGUCGACAUCACUGGCAAUGGUCUCACAGACGUCGUCGUUUGCCAUGAUUAUGGCCCAUUCAUGUUGGAGUGCAACAUGAAAGGCGGGUGGAUUUCGUGGCUUGAAAACCCUGGUCGAGAUAAGCUGGGAGACGGCAUGUGGAAGCAGAGAAUAAUCGGUCGCUGGCCAGCGAUGCAUCGGAUCAAGGCUGGCUAUUUUACCCAGAGAUCCGUCAUGGAAAUUGUUGCAGCGUCGGUAGUUCGUGGAGCGCACGACAAAGUUACGCCCAUUCCCAUUAUUCGGUUCCAAGCUCCAGAAAAAUUCCUUGAAGCGGCUGAGUGGGAACGCUCAAUCAUCGAUGACGAAAACUUUACUGUUAUUCACGAGCUCACAAUCAAGAAGUUCAACGGACCGACAGGUCUCGACUCUAUGAUCGUCUCGUCCCGUGAGGGUGCAACUUGGCUGUAUUUCGAAAAUGGUGCCUGGCAUCGGCAGCUCCUCUCUAUUGGUGAGCCCAAGGAGGACCGCCAACUACCCAACUCACAGUCUCCGGGAUCUGGCGAUCACUGGGGAACUGGGUGUGCCGAUGCGGGACAAAUUGGCGAUGACCCUUUUGCAUACAUCGCCACCCUGGACCCUUUUCACGGUACGACUGCCUGUGUGCUUUCAAAAGUCGGUCGCGGUAUGAAGGACUCUAAGUGGCAGCGACACAUCUUGGAUAUCUACGGAACGCCUAACCAGCUUAAGAAAUAUGGCGAUGGCCCUGGUCACUACAUCGUCUGUGCCGACUUCGAUGGUGACGGCGACGAUGAGUUUCUGCUUGCCCUAUUUGGCUCGCUAAACCGCGAUAAAGAUUUGCAGUCUAUCCCACCCGACAAAGGCCCUAACCCAAACAAGGGAAUCAUGUAUUACAAGCCGAUCGACGUUGAGCGUGGUCUCUUCGCUAAAUGGAAGAUCGCGGAAGAGUCUUCCGCUCGCAUUGCCAUCGGCGAUUUCACCGGUAACGGUAGGAUCGAUCUUGUAUCGGUAGAGUACAAUGUCCCACGGUACUACGAGGAGCCUAAGCCAGUGAUUACUCUUCACCUCAACGAAUUUGCCAAGCCAAAACCGUCUGUCACCCAGCGUAGCAUUGUGCCUACAGUCUGGGACAAUGAAGGCAUGGUGUACCUUGCUCGCCCCGAGAAGGGCAUUGCCAUGCAAUCUCUUCCACUCAUCGAGGUUGCCAAUUAUGCAAUCAGCGUAGAGGUUCAUGAGCCUGGUGCGAAGAUUCCCAUUGGUCAUAAUGAAGGUAUCAAAGUUUUGUAUGGCACUGUUGCGGACAUCGAAGGCACUCGCUCAGCCAACAGCCUUCCACCUUUUCCACGCAUUGGCCCGGUUACCAGCGAUGACAAGAUAUUCAGUGCCGACAAGCAGAAAGGCGCCAUUCUGUUGAGAAUCGUGCCAAUCGAAGAAGCAGGCGAGUGGGAGAAGGCCGAGGACGUCCCUGUUAAAACCACCUUCAAGACGAACGACCUUGGACUGGAAUUCCCCGAUCUUAAAUUUACCAAAGUCGAGAAGCUCUGGUGGGGCUCCAAGUUUGAAGGCGUCGACUUUACAAACCUAUCCGGAUUUUACUUCAGAUUCCAGGACGACAAAACCCAGAUUGCCCACAUGCAAUUCUGGACGGCUGGUCCCAAGGUUGACUGCGGCAUUCACAAUCACAGUGACAAUAUUUUCCAGGAGAUACACGUGUGCCUUUCUCCUGGCAGCGGUAAUGGCGGUAUGUGGCGACUUAAGGAAGGUAAAGAUCCCAAGUCCGCAGAAGCAGACGAUUUCGAUAAACUUCCACUACCUCGUCUAUACGAGCACGGUGGCUUGUGGUACAGGGACUCUUAUGGAAAUGCAAUCCGUGGAGAAAACAAUGUUAUUGCCUACCCCUGGCAUAAGUGGAAAGCCGGUGGCGGUAAGAACAUUGACGUGUGGAUGGCACUUGAGUUCAAUCCAGAGCUCCUUGGGAGAGAGGAAUAA